GUGCUGUCUCCUGAUCAAUAUACUCACUGGCGUGACGCCGUGUUCUUGGGUUGACUAUCUUGUUUUUACCUGGCAUUUGUGUCUGAGCGAAAAACGAUCCCAGUUCACGAUUUACCUCGGCAUGGGCCUGUCGCUGGCUUGAAGAGCGGAACGAACCUCGUGGCCCCGUGAAACGGGCCCAAGGCAAGCCAUAAAUUGACUGCCCUUGUCUCUAUCCAGCCUGCAGAAUGGCAGAGUCCAGCGGAGCCCAAAAUAAUUCUUCAGCCAACGAGCUCGGAAAUGGCUCCAAGAAACUACACCACCGCAUUCCCUCCCUGAAAGGCUCGCCGGUCAAGAUUACUACAUCUACUGAGCUGGAGGAAGGAGCGGCAUCUUCACCCCUUUAUGCAAGCAACGUGGUCGAUCAACCAAUUCGAGAGGACUCACCGCUCGACGAUGACGAGAUUUCUCGACCACCCUUUCCCGGGCCCUCAACACCCUCUGCCACUCGAAACGUGCAGUUCUCCCGAAAUGCGUCCGACAAUGAGCUACAAGAACAAGGGCGAUCACGGGCAUCUUCAAUUGCGCCAGAUGAGAUUGAUGUACUAUCGAAAGAUAGAAAGCAGUCUAUAUUUAACAAACUGAAGGCAUUCGCCGCCACCCCGUCUUUCCCUUCCUCGCACUCCCGUUCUGCAAGCGUUGCCACUGCUUCUGGUGUAAACGACCUUCGUCCUGCGAAUGACCCACAAACCCCGACAUCUGAACGUGAGGAAUUCCGAUUCCCGGCAGCCCUCGAUGAAGAGAGCGAAGGAGACGCGGAUGGCGAGGAAAGUGGAGGGGAACAGCGGCUGAAUCGGUUGCGGAGAAAGAAGAAAAAGCAGCAGCGUCCACCACGCAGGGUGGACACCGAUUCUCCCGGCCCGCAGACUUCCCCAACAACCCCGAAAGUGACCAAUGCGCAUCCGGGGCUUUUUUCGUUUAAUUCUUUCCACCCGUCUGAUAUACAACGGCCUAGCAUGUUCCGCAGAGCUACUGCCGACUUCUCUCCUCAAAUGCGUGAACUUCGUGAUGGUGUCUCUGAGGAUGAAGGUAGGGAUAGGUUGAAUAUGGAUUCGCACUGGAGGAAACGAAGUACUGCAUGGCUGUCCACUGCCCGUGGCUUGACGAAUGGCGGACGUCAAGAUACCCAGAAUAGCAACAACGACGAGAGGAGACCUAGUAAUUUCCGACGCUUAGCUACCCUUGGUGGGCCAUCUGGGGAGCAGGAAGGCUUUAGAGAAGCUUGGAGAAGACACAAAGCCGAAAGGGGCUCGAGCUUGAGCGCACAGAAGUGGCGCCAAAUCAAGGCAGGACUGAAACUGAUCGGACAGAGACGCAAGGCAGAGAAUACCGUCGAUCAUGUCAAAUCCGCCGAACUUCUUGCGGAACUCACGUCCGGAAUUCCUGCUGCUCUAAUCCUCGCCAGUAUGUUUCAGCGUGAUGAGCAUGGGAGCAGGCGUAUCCCUAUCCUACUUGAACAGCUCAAAGUUCAGAUCACAGACAGCCGUAUCGACUCGAACCAUGGCGAUAGACAUUUGGUUUUCAGAAUCGAAUUGGAAUACGGAAGCGGGAUGACUCGCAUGAAGUGGAUAGUGCAUCGCACUUUGAGAGACUUUGCCAAUUUACAUUUGAAAUACAAGCUCCAGAUCGGUACACAAAAGUACAUCCAACUCAAGAAUCCAGACGCUGGAAACGGUCUUCCUCGAUUUCCGAGAAGUGCAUUCCCGUACCUGCGAGGAGUUCGAGGUCUUGAUAGCGAACGCGAAGAGGAAGAGGAAGACGGCGGCGGCUAUGAGACCGGUGCUGAAGCAAGCGGGAAUGAAGCUCGCCGUAAGAUGAAGAAGCGGCGCUCUUCUUUUGCAAUUGCACGUCGUCGGUCCAGUAUUGGACCUGCUCAGGAGGGCUAUACUACAGCGGGAGAAGGCGCCGGCGCCGGCACGGGUGAGAGAAGGUCUUAUUCUGAACGACAACGAAAGAAACUAGAAAGUUACUUGCAAAAGAUGAUACGGUUCUUGAUUUUCCGUCCCAACAGCAACCGUUUGUGCAAGUUCCUCGAAUUGUCUGCCCUCGGUGUCCGGCUUGCCGCCGAAGGAAGUUAUCAUGGAAAGGAAGGCUUCUUGGUGAUACAGUCAGCGAAGGGUCUUGAUUUCCGUAAAGCCCUUACGCCGUCCCUGAUCAAGAAGAGGCAUUCGCCUAAAUGGUUCCUUGUGCGCCACAGCUAUGUUGUUUGUGUCGAUUCUCCCGAGGAGAUGAAUAUAUACGACGUUUUCCUCAUCGACCCUUUUUUCAAGAUUCAAGCACAAAAGGUACGGCUGAGAGACCAGAAUGCAAUGGACAUUGCUCGAUCUGCCAAGCAGUCGGCAGCCCAUCCUCAGCACCACACACUUAGACUUGAGAACUCGGAGCGGAAACUCCGACUUCUCGCGCGCAAUGAAAGACAAUUGCAUCAAUUCGAAGAUUCUAUUCGGUUCAUGGUUGAUAAUACACCAUGGUCGAGACCAAAUCGUUUUGAUAGCUUUGCACCAGUACGGAAAAACUGCUUUGCUCAAUGGCUUGUGGACGGACGUGAUCACAUGUGGCUGGUAUCGCGGGCUAUCAAUCAAGCAAAGGAUGUGAUCUAUAUCCACGACUGGUGGUUGAGCCCGGAGCUUUAUAUGCGACGGCCAGCUGCAAUCAGUCAGAAGUGGAGACUGGACAGACUCCUUCAGAGAAAAGCCCAAGAAGGCGUCAAAGUCUUUGUGAUUAUGUACCGCAACAUCAAUUCGGCUAUUCCUAUUGACUCGGAGUAUUCAAAGUUCUCUCUACUGGACCUUCAUCCUAAUGUCUUUGUGCAACGAUCGCCCAACCAAUUCCGACAGAAUACUUUCUUCUGGGCUCAUCACGAGAAAUUGUGCAUUAUCGAUCAUACGCUUGCGUUUGUUGGAGGAAUUGAUUUGUGUUUUGGUAGAUGGGAUACACCCCAGCAUCUACUUACUGACGACAAACCUACUGGCUUCGAAACGAGCGAGGUGCCGAGAGACUCCGACAACUGCCAGCUCUGGCCAGGCAAAGACUACUCCAACCCGCGUGUCCAAGACUUUUACGAUUUGGACAAGCCUUAUGAGGAAAUGUAUGACCGCAAUGUUAUUCCCAGAAUGCCAUGGCAUGAUAUUUCCAUGCAUGUUGUAGGCCAGCCGGCCCGUGACCUGACAAGGCACUUUGUACAGCGGUGGAACUACAUCCUACGUCAACGAAAGCCAACCCGACCAACUCCAUUUUUGCUUCCACCGCCGGAUUUCAAUCCUGCCGACUUGGAAGCCCUCGGCCUCGAUGGAACUUGUGAAGUCCAAAUAUUGCGUUCCAGCAGUAUGUGGUCGACGGGUACGCCAGAUGUGACAGAACACAGCAUCAUGAAUGCCUAUGUCAAGCUGAUUGAGCAGUCUGAGCAUUUUGUGUAUAUUGAAAACCAAUUUUUCAUCAGCACCUGUGAUAUUGACGGCAGGAAGAUCGAGAACCUGAUUGGAGAAGCUUUGGUAGAGCGAGUUAUCCGAGCCGCGCGGAAUGGCGAGACCUGGCGUGCUGUCAUCGUCAUCCCCCUUAUGCCUGGCUUCCAAAACACGGUUGAUUCUGAAGGAGGUACUAGUGUGCGUCUGAUUAUGCAAUGCCAGUACCGCAGUAUCUGUCGCGGCGAGACAUCUAUAUUCGGGCGUCUCCGAGCUGAAGGCAUUGAGCCGGAGGAUUAUAUCCAAUUCUUCAGCCUGCGAACCUGGGGCAAGAUCGGACCGAAGAAGCAGAUAGUAACUGAGCAGUUAUAUAUCCAUGCAAAAUGCAUGGUGGUCGAUGACCGAGCAGCAAUCAUUGGAUCUGCGAAUAUCAAUGAACGGUCUAUGCUAGGCUCACGCGAUUCGGAAUGCGCCGCUGUAGUUAGGGAUACCGACAUGAUUUGGUCCACGAUGAACCAAAAACCGUAUCUUGUCGGCCGGUUCCCGCACACGCUGCGAAUGCGGCUAAUGAGAGAGCAUCUCGGCAUCGAUGUCGACGAGAUACUGGAACGCGACAUUGCGACUGAAGCUGCAUCACGCAGUCGACGGAACAGCAAAGACAAUGACUCCACGGGCAAUCAAAGCGACCACCACACCGAGACAGAAUCCCUGGAGCGCGAGAAGCAAAACGAGAGGGAGAUGAUUGAACGCCGCCAUCGGAUUCAAGACGAAUUUCUUACCCGCUCGGAAGAUAUGCACAGUUUCAACCACGACGUCGACUGGGAGCAAGGCAAUAACCCGAAUUUGAAGUCGAACCGGAAACUCACUGCAGACCCUAGAGUUACGGAGAACGCGGAACAUCGAAAGGAUGUUGACGGUAAUGGCGCUGAUCGGAUGAAAACUAGCAUCGAGACUGGCGUUGGUUUUGGCAGAGAUUCUGCCUUACUAGGCAAUGACACUGAAGUGCUCGUCAAAGACAUGGCUUCCGAGGGUAAAGGGACAUUGGCCAAACCGAAGAAAACCUCGAAAAGCGCUGGGAACGGUCAAGUCGGCAACGGAGAUAUCAAAGAGCAUGUCCUACCGCCUACCCCCGGCCAGAUUCAUGAUGACGGAUCGCUGGAAACCACUGCCCCGACGCAUCUGCCACCAUUGCCGCAAACCAACGACGUUGAUAUCGGCGGCCCACGAGACCAGGUAGGUUCAUCCGAAUACUCACACCCUCUCGCAGCGGCCCUCAGACAACCAUUCGUCGACGAACACUGCAUGAAAGAUCCCGUCAACGACGUGUUUUACUACGACACAUGGCAGACGAUUGCCGAAAACAACACCAAGAUAUACAGAACGGUGUUCCGCUGCAUGCCCGACAGCGAGGUCACAUCCUGGAAGGAAUAUAAGGAGUACACUGCCUAUGGCGAAAAAUUCGCCGAGGCACAAAACAACCGGCCCCACGCCGCACAAGCGAUGAAGUCGCACCAAUCCAGUAGCCAGGAUGAGAAAUCGACUGCUAUCGAUGCUGAUUUGGUUAAUUCCAACUCUCACUUUUCCAAAUUCGAGGCUAUUGACGGGUCUUCUGAGCUUGGCUCCGAUAUACCGCCUGUCCCAAGCCAGAAACCAAAUACCACACUAUCCGAAACACUCUCGCCAGAUGACGAGAAAACAGCCCUAAAGGACUCUGACGAAAAAGGUAGCCACGCCGCAACAGACAUCGAAUCCGAAGCUGCUCCUCUUCCUCCUACUGGGCACGAAAACAAAGACCGGUCUGGCUCUGGCACGCAAACCGUCGGCUACUCAGCUGCUCUCAACAUGAACAUGAACGCGUCUCAAUCCUCGCAACAACGGCGACGACGACGCACAAUGACACGGGGGUCGAAGGGAGGGUUUCAUACCUCUGACGGCGUGAUUGAUACGCGACACGCGGAGGAGCUUCUUGAUAUGGUGCAGGGUCAUUUGAUUAGUUGGCCGUAUAAUUGGCUCGAAAAGGAGGAACAGGGAGGCAAUUGGCUCUACACGCUAGACCAGAUUUCGCCGAUUGAAAUCUAUAAUUAAUCACGACCUUUCUUCUGUCUACAUCAUCGGGGCAUAUUCAAUUAGAACGCGUUGAGCGCGUAUCCAUAUCAUAUCAUAUUAGCGUUAUUCAUAAGAGUAUCAUGCUAUACCAAUAAAAUACAAUUUCUUUUAAUAUAC
This is a messenger RNA of Talaromyces proteolyticus, 5663 nucleotides long. RefSeq lists its product as uncharacterized. Gene Ontology annotation, biological process: cell motility; intracellular signal transduction; phosphatidic acid biosynthetic process. The record is from RefSeq and is a predicted model, not a curated record. The transcript is spliced from 5 exons. The coding region runs from base 228 to 5525 and encodes 1765 amino acids. NCBI's taxonomy places the organism in Eukaryota, Fungi, Ascomycota, Eurotiomycetes, Eurotiales, Trichocomaceae. Gene Ontology annotation, molecular function: phosphatidylinositol binding; D-type glycerophospholipase activity.